This is a messenger RNA of Symbiodinium natans, 507 nucleotides long. The record is from the annotation of a GenBank genome assembly. Lineage: Eukaryota; Dinophyceae; Suessiales; Symbiodiniaceae.
AUGGCGAUGGAGUUGCGAAGGGUGGCCUCCUCUUCCAGCGAUGCUGGCCGAAAGCACCCAAAUCUUUCCGAUGAGGACCUGCAGGAGUUUCAAGAGAUCUUCAACCUGGUGGACACGGACCGAGGUGGCUCAAUUGGUACAGAGGAGCUGGCCAGGCUGAUGGAUACUCUGGGUAUCCGUACCAGCCCGGAGGAGUUGAAGCUCAUGGUCUCGGAGAUUGAUGAGAAUGGGAACGGAGAGAUCGACUUCGAGGAGUUUGUGCAGGUGAUGUGCAGGAAGGUCAACACCGACUACACGGCCGAUGAAGUCCGGAAGGCCUUCAAGGUGUUUGCUGGAAGUGCUCCGGACGGCUGCAUCCGAGUGAAAGACCUGGAGCACGCCCUGCAGGUGUAUGGGCGUGAGAAGCUGACCGCUGAGGAGGCCAAGAACCUCGUGGCGCAAAUUGAAUGUGUCGAUGGCUUCUUCAGAUACGAUGAGUAUGUCACCAUGAUGAUGUCCGAGCAUUGA